Messenger RNA from Budorcas taxicolor (takin), 1090 nucleotides. It is a transcript of the gene KLK10, whose product is annotated as kallikrein related peptidase 10. Gene Ontology annotation, molecular function: serine-type endopeptidase activity. The record is from RefSeq and is a predicted model, not a curated record. Lineage: Eukaryota; Metazoa; Chordata; Mammalia; Artiodactyla; Bovidae. The transcript has 6 exons. Gene Ontology annotation, biological process: proteolysis. Bases 55 to 897 code for a protein of 280 amino acids.
GGCAGGGCGAGGCACGUCUUCCCCUCUCCCCUCGACGGCUCCCAGGUCCUGGCCAUGAGACCUCCGCAUCUCCACCUCUCCGCCGCCUCCGGCGCUCAGGGAGGCCUGGGGAAGCUGCUGCUGCUGCCGCUACUGAUGGCGCAAUUCUGGGUCUCCGAGGCUCUGCUGCUCCCCGCAAACGACACAAGCUCCAACUUCGUGGCCUCCGGCGCCCCGUGCGCUCACGGCUCGCAGCCCUGGCAGGUGUCCCUCUUCAACGGCCUUUCGUUCCACUGCGCCGGCGUCCUGGUGGACAGGAGUUGGGUGCUCACCGCUGCACAUUGCGGGAACAAUAAGCCCCUGUGGGCUCGAGUCGGGGAUGACCACCUGCUGCUGCUGCAGGGCGAACAGCUGCGCCGGACCUCUCGUCCUAUCGUCCACCCCAAGUACCAGCAGGGCUCGGGCCCCAUCCUGCCGAGGCGCACGGACGAGCACGACCUCAUGCUGCUGAAGCUCGGCAGGCCCGUGGUGCCGGGACCUCGAGUGCGGCCCCUGCGCCUGCCCUUCCGCUGCACGCAGCCCGGGGACCAGUGCCAGAUCGCUGGCUGGGCCACAACAUCCUCCCGGAGAGUGAAGUACAACAAGGGCCUGAGUUGCUCCAGGGUCACUAUCCUGAGCCCUAAGGAGUGUGAAGUCUUCUAUCCCGGCGUGAUCACCAGCAACAUGAUGUGUGCAGGCCUGGAUCAGGGCCAGGACCCCUGCCAGAGUGACUCUGGUGGCCCUCUGGUCUGUGACGAGACCCUGCAGGGCAUCCUUUCAUGGGGCGUUUACCCCUGCGGCUCCGCCCAGCAUCCAGCCGUCUACACUCAGAUCUGCAAGUACCGCUCUUGGAUAGAGAAGACCAUCCGCUCCAACUGACGCAGGAGCUGCCCCGCGACUCCUUCUCCACCUGCCCUCUUCCUCCAACUUCCCCUCCUUCCUCCAGCUGGGCUGGGCUCUCCCCCUGCCCCACUCAAAUUUCUGCCGCCCAUGCACACCUGCUAACAUCUCUCCUCUUUCCUCACACCCCUUGCCCAAUGCUGCUCUUUGCCCAUGCUGAACCUGAGAUGCA